Emiliania huxleyi CCMP1516 is the source of this 1058-nucleotide messenger RNA. RefSeq lists its product as hypothetical. Gene Ontology annotation, molecular function: FAD binding. NCBI's taxonomy places the organism in Eukaryota, Haptophyta, Isochrysidales, Noelaerhabdaceae. The transcript is spliced from 4 exons. The record is from RefSeq and is a predicted model, not a curated record. The annotation marks the transcript as partial.
CGACCAAGACGACGAUCACCGACUCAGCUUGCUUGCCUUCGCCGGUCAAGAUAUGGCGGUGGUCGCUGUACUCGCCGUGCUGGCUCAGCUUCCCCCGCAAAUACCCACUCAACCCAAGACCCACCACUGGCUGACUCCCGCAGCGGGCCAGUCGGGAGGCGUGUGCCGAGCGACCGGCACUUUUAAAGAACAUGGUGACAUCAUUGAGAUCAAAGAGUGGGGGCGCGGCGACCCGCUCGGCACGGAGGAGACGUGCGCGACCAAGUGCGGCAGAUCGUCGCGGUGUAAAGGGUACGAGUUCUACAGCGUGCCCAAGUCCUUCUCGCGGUGCGAGAUGCAUGCCAAAAAGCCGACGCAUAUCGCCCUCCGUGAGGGCGCUACGUGCAAGGUCAAGGGCGCCCCGAUGCCGGGAUUCGUGCCGCUUCCGCCGUUGGCGGAUCUUGGACCGUGCCUCAAGGCCAACCUGCGCGAGGCGCACCUGCCGGGCGAUCCGGAGUUCAGAGCCGCCAACAAGUGCCGCAACCGGCGGGGCGACAUCAGCAACCCGGAUCCGGUGGCCGUCGCCCGCGUGCACUCGGUGUCAGAGGUGGAGGCGGCGGUCCAGUGCGUCGUCGCCGCAGGGAUAGACGCGUGCGCGCGAGCCGGCGCGCACGGGUUCGAGAACGACGCCUGCUGCUCCGGAGGCGUCAUCAUCGACGUCCGCGACUUGAACGCCCUCGAGUACGACCCCGCCACCGGCCUGGCGACGGCGGGCGCUGGGCACACCUGGGGCCAGCUCUACUACAAGCUCUCCCAGCACGGCCGCGUCGUCCCGGGCGGCACCGAGGGCGGCGUCGGCGUGGCGGGCCUGACGCUCGGGUGCGGGCGUGGCAUGCUGACGCAGUGGCUCGGCCUCUCUUGCGACAGGCUGCGCGGGGUCGAGUUCGUGGACGCCGACGGCAAGAGGCAGCUCGCGUCCAAGGACGUGAACCCAGACAUGCUCUACAUGGCCAAGGGCGGCGGAGGCAACUUCCCGGGCAUCGUCACCAAGUUCGAGUUCGACACGGACCCGGUCCCGU